Molecule: messenger RNA, 3227 nt
Organism: Pelobates cultripes (western spadefoot toad)
Lineage: Eukaryota; Metazoa; Chordata; Amphibia; Anura; Pelobatidae
Source: the annotation of a GenBank genome assembly
GGAAAUGAGGCCGCCGUCUUGUGUCAGCCAAGAAGCUGGGUAUAUAUUGAUGACCAUUCAGAAGCUGGAGAUAAUCUCAGGACGAGGAAGAGAUACGAAAACCUCAGAAGAUAAAGAACGACAAAUCGACUUGACCAUGAAGCUUGCAAUCCUUAUUGCCCUACUGGGAAUGACUGCACUGUGCAUGGGACGCAGAGGUAAGGAAAAGAACUUAUAACCUCCAAAUAUGCUGUUUAAAAUGUGAUGGUUUAGAAAUGUGCUAAUUUUAUGACAAAAUAUAAAAGAUAGAAAAUUCUCAAACUCAACUUUUAUUUUAGCUCAGCUGUACAAAUUAGUGAUAUUUGGGGAUCAGUCUAUAUGUGCUAAAAUAGUUAAGAAAUUUAAGGUCAUCAGCCAUGUUCCCCAUAUUGAUUGGAGGUCUCUUGGUUGAACAUAAUAAAUAUCAAAUCUUGACUUAGUAAAGGAUUUUAGUUAAAAUGUUCAUAUUACAGAAGACAGUCCAAAAAAGACAAGCCUUAGUUUGUGCCCACUUAGAUUUUUGUUAUGCUUUUUUUUUAUUGAUAAGUUUUCUUUGUAGCCAGAAGGAUCAGAAUGUAUUAGAAUCUUGUUAGCUUGUUGUUCAGAACUGUGUUAUAUCAAGCAGUUAUAGUUAAUCUUGACAUCCUCCCAGCCUCUACGUUAGUAGGACAUCAUGACAAAUGGUUCUCAAACAUCUGGUGUGCUAAAGGCUAGGAUUCUCUGAUUGAGAGUCUGUAUAAUGCGUAAUUUGAUAUAUUAUCUUUUUAUGUAUUUUGUAGAUCGAGAUAAUUCUGAAAGUGUGGCUGAUUCUCGCAGCUCUGACGGUAGGAAAAAAUGAUUAUUUCUUCUUUAUUCCUAAAAUACAAUAUUGUCCAUUUGUAAAAUAUUCUCUGUUUCCGUACCAAUUGCCAAUAAGCUGAAUUGCUUCCUAACACCUCAUAUGUCUCCCUCUCUUCAUAGCUUUUAUCUCCAGACAAGAAUCGGCUAACUUUGCACAGAGAAAUAGACAGAGCAAUAUUCACAACUUGUAAGUAAAUAUCUCCAUCCCCACCCUUUCAUGUAUUCGCUGAAUUGGUUAAAUGAUCUCUUAACCUUCUGAGAUCCAGAGAGGUGUACAACAUACUCUAAACUUCAUGGUGCCCUAUAUAUCACAUUUAAGGAAUUGUGCCUUUAUUACCAAAUUAUAUCUCUGCUUGAAUAAAGCUUAAAUUCUUUAUAUUUUCUAGCCGCAGGUGCAUUUCAGUAGAUACAGUUGGUGUAGAUCAAUAUAUAGUUGCCAGAUGGCAAGUAUAUGUGCUUUAAAAAGGUGUCUAUUUAACCCCUUCCAUUACUUUCCAAAUAGGCUCACCAUCUUUUUUGUAUUCUGUAUAAAAGGGAGUAUGGAAUUAAAGAGGUUUAUUAAUACAGCCCUAGCCACACCUCCCCUGGCUGUGACUGACACAGCCUGCAUGAAAACAAAAUGGUUUCACUGUCAAUCUUUAAAAGUUUUUAUCUCCUGCUCUGAAAAAUUAACUUUUAUUACAUACAGGAGGCACCUGCAGGGUCUAGCAAGCUAUUAACAGAGUAAGAGAUACGAAAUUCUAAAUUAAAACAGAGUUUGCAAUAAAGGAAAUUUAAACAUUAGAUGACUCCUUACAGGAAGUGUUUAGAAAGGCCGUGUAAGUCACAUGCAGGGAGGUGUGACUAGGGUGCAUAGAAAAGGGAUUUACCUUCUAAAUGGCAGAUAAUUGAGCUGUGAAACUUCAGUAGCACGAUCAUAAGUUGUUUUGGGGACUAUAGUGUCCCUACACCAUGAAAUUAUAUGUAUUGGGAGAAAAAAUCCCCUAUAAAAUUACAACCCUGGUCAAUAAUAAGUAAAUCUACUUUGAACUGGGAUUUUUAGAAGGACAGGUAUUAAAACACUUUUUGCACCACAACUGCCCUUGUAGACAGUGCCCAGGAAUGCAGAUAGUCUAUGUAUGAUGUUUCCACCUACCUGCUGUCUCAGGGAUGUCAUGCCAUCCACAGGUUGCACCACGCUGUGAGGUCACCACUAGAAGCUAAGCGGGAGGUCUGCGAGCUGAACCCCGCCUGCGAUGAGCUGGCCGAUCACAUAGGAUUCCAGGAGGCUUAUAGACGCUAUUAUGGCACAGCCUAAUCAUACCAAAAACAGCUAAAUGUUCCUAAUGUAUGUACCCCCACAUUGCCCUGUGUCCCCCUUUCUUUCUUACUGCUUUAUUAACGCACAAUCUGACUGUAUGUAUGUUAGCAUGGAUGGCAGAUAAUAAAAUAGUCAACGCAAUCAAUGCCACACUUAAAACAAACUUCUUAGGAUGGAUUAUUGGCAUAAAAUAAAAAUAAUAAUAUAUAUUAUAUAUAUACACACACAAUAAUGGCUGCAUCACACUACCUUGAUGGGGUUCGAGAUCCUCACGAGUCAGGACAUUAGUUGACACUUUGUCUCAAUUUUUGUGACAGGUUGGGGGUCAACGUUUGAGUUUCAGAAUAUGGGUAAUAUGAAUAUGUGAGACGGCAUGUAAGGAGGAGCUAUGAACAGUCAUUAAAAUGGGUCACCAUACUUUUAAGGUAUGGCCUGCCAAGCCAAAACAGGAUAAAGCUGAUCUCAUGGAUACAUCAAUGAGUUAUACAUUGCCAGCCAUUUCUUUGAUUUUGUAGGGAUUUAAAGAAAUAUAUUUCUCAACUCUAAAUCUGUCUCGGUCAGAGUUAAAUAUCAAUCAUCAGUGAAAAAAUAAAUUAAAAAAAUAAUAUAAGUAUUAACUCUGUUCUAACUGUUCUUGCAAACUUCUUCACUUGACGAAGACCCUGCUGCAAACGCCACACUUUGAAGAAAGGGUUUACUCACUAAACUAGGCAUCGUGGAGGAUUGACGAGGGAACAGCGUGUUUUAGGCCAAAAUAGGUCAAAUGCAGAAAAUGUGCUAAAUCUGCUAAUUUCUAAUCUAGGCUACGUUGGCCUAGAUUAGUAAAACCCUUCCUUUUGUAGCAAAUCGUUUGCAGUCAUUUUGUCCGCAUGUAGGGUCAAGUGCAUAUUCCAAAGGCUUGCAGUGAUCAUGUAAAUGUAAACCUGUUUAUACGUUAAGAUGUGUUUUAUUGUAUCCACAAUUUGUGUAUGCUGGAAAAAUAUGUUUCAAUAAACAUUCUGUAAACUGAAAUUCUGUCUGAGGUUUAUAUUCAUAUUAUAGGUUUAUAUACUAAAGUAAAGAAUCGCAA